AUGAUAUUCCAAACAAAAGUGAGAGGUUUGGACCUGUCUAAUUUUGAAUCAAAGCAAAUUUUCUAUUCAAGUGGUGAUGGUACGCGCAUUCCUAUGUUUAUUCUACAUAAAAAAAACUUUGUAGCAAAUGGGAAGUCUCCUUGCCUUCUCUACGGAUAUGGCGGUUUUGACAUUCCAAUAAACCCCUUUUACGAUCUUACGUACCCUUUGUUUCUUCAAUUCUUUAAUGGUGUUGUUGCAGUUGCAAAUAUUCGAGGAGGAGGCGAAUACGGCGAGAAGUGGCACUCGGGUGGGAAGUUGCUCAAUAAACAAAAUUGUUUUGAUGAUUUCAUCGCUGGGGCGGAAUUUCUUAUUAAGAACAAUUACACUUCUCCAAAUAGAUUAGUAAUCGAAGGAGCCAGUAACGGUGGCUUGUUGGUGAGCGUAUGCACAAAUCAACGCCCAGACUUGUUUGCCGCCACCAUUUGCCAAGUACCAGUGACCGACAUGCUUCGUUUCCAUCGUUUCACCAUUGGUCAUGCCUGGCAGUCGGAUUAUGGUGAUAUUUCCAAGAAAGAGGUUUUUCGUUACAUCAUGAAGUAUUCACCGCUACACAAUAUCAAUCCACCAGCCAAAAAAGACACUCAAUAUCCUGCAGUAUUGGUCAUGACAGCUGAUCAUGACGAUAGAGUUGUGCCUCUACACUCGCUCAAGUUCAUCGCCACUUUGCAAGAGAAGGUGGGCCGUGGAUCUGCCUCUCAAACUAACCCCCUUCUCAUUCUUGUGGAGACCAAUGCAGGACAUGGUGAUGGCAAACCCACCUCCAAAAGGGCAAGUGAUUCUUUUAAAAUUCUCCCAAUACAUAUCGGCUUAUGUCGAUCGACGAGUUGGCUGAUAUUUUCGCCUUCAUUCAAGUUGCUUUGGGUCUGA
Rodentolepis nana is the source of this 909-nucleotide messenger RNA. The record is from the annotation of a GenBank genome assembly. NCBI's taxonomy places the organism in Eukaryota, Metazoa, Platyhelminthes, Cestoda, Cyclophyllidea, Hymenolepididae.